UUGUGCCAAGUGUCCAUGAGAAAAUUAGUAGCAGAUGAUGACAACGAACAUCAUGCAAUUUAUACAAGUCCUUCACGAGAGCCUCUUUCUACAUCUCUCUCUCUCUCUCUCUUCUCUUCUUUUCAUCAUUACAGACACAAUCUCUUGCUUGAAAUGACGCUCCCUUCCUGCUUUCUCUUCCUCUCCUUCAUCUUCGUCACGCAUGCCUUCGACCUCAGCCUCAUCCAGAUGGAGACCGGAACAUGUCCGUAUACGGUGGUUGUCAUGACGAGCUGCCUCUCUCCAGAGUCGACGAGAGAUCAAAUCAGCAUCACUUUUGGCGAUGCGGAUGGCAACCAGGUGCAUGCAGAGAGACUAGGCGGAUCGGUAAAAGGAACGGGGAGUUUAGGGAAGUGUUCAACUGACACAUUCCAAGUCAGAGGUCAAUGUUUGACUAGCCCUGUAUGCUCCCUCUCUAUCAAACGGGAUGGACCCGACGGUUGGGUCCCGGAGUCCAUCGAGAUCUACGCACAAGGUUCCAAGUCUGUUAAAUUCGAUUUCAGCAAAAGCGUCCCUAAAAACACUUGGUACGGCCAAGACCACUGCAACACCACAGGCCCGCCAUCGUCUCCCGGACUGCCCCCACCGGCAUUCCCACCGGAGACACCUAAGCUACCGCCACCUCCCCAUCCACGACCAUCUGCUGCUUCCCGGGGUGGUGGAGAUGGCGAGAGCGCUUUUCUUGCGUUUGCCAUUGCCACUGCGGUUGCGUUCGCCGCAAUGGUGCGUUAAGGUUGCUUGAUGAGCAUGCUGCGUAUGUAGCGUCGUGAGACUUUUUUUUUCGUCGAAUGUGUUUGUUUGUUUUGUGGUUUUGUUAAUUUCAGCCUCAAUGUUGUUGUAAAAAACAUAACUAAAUUGUGAAGUGCUUAGUUUCGUUUUUCUUUAAAAUAAAACCUUUUGUUAAUACUUGA
Messenger RNA from Brassica rapa (field mustard), 950 nucleotides. RefSeq names its product embryo-specific protein ATS3. Gene Ontology annotation, molecular function: protein binding. The record is from RefSeq and is a predicted model, not a curated record. Lineage: Eukaryota; Viridiplantae; Streptophyta; Magnoliopsida; Brassicales; Brassicaceae.